Penaeus chinensis is the source of this 1469-nucleotide messenger RNA. RefSeq names its product serine protease inhibitor 88Ea-like. The record is from RefSeq and is a predicted model, not a curated record. The transcript is spliced from 3 exons. Lineage: Eukaryota; Metazoa; Arthropoda; Malacostraca; Decapoda; Penaeidae. Gene Ontology annotation, molecular function: serine-type endopeptidase inhibitor activity. Bases 45 to 524 code for a protein of 159 amino acids.
UCAAGACAGGCAUCUCUGAGGAGCUGGAGGCGCAGGUGUUGGAGAUGCCGUUCAAGGGAAAGCGGGCCUCCAUGUACGUGUUCCUCCCUCAGGACCAGAACAACGGACGCGAGUUGGAUAAUAUGCUGAAGCGCAUGAAUCCCGGCUCGCUUCUCUCCGCCAUGAGAAUUCUGGAUCGCCGUGAUGUCGUCAUUAAUUUCCCCAAGUUCAAGUACGAAAAGUGUCUCGGCAGCGAGCUCAGACUGGCUCUUAUCCGCAUGGGGAUCCGCGAACUCUUCACGGAGUCAGCCGACCUGACCACCUUCUUCCCCGCCGGAGGACUCAUGGUCAAGGACGACAUCCACAGGGCGAGGAUCGAGAUCAACGAAGACGGCGACGACGCCACCAAGACGAAGUGGUCCUUCGGGCCGCUCUCCGUCCCGCCGGCGCCGAAGCCCUUCAACUGCAACCGGCCCUUCCUGUUCCUCGUCAUGGACAGCUACAACACCAACAUCCUCUUCAUGGGUGUCUUCCGGCAUCCAUAGUGCGUCGGUGUCCUUGCGGACGGACUCGACACACUUGAAGGAAUUUAGGAUCAUGCUUGCACCUACGAGCCUGUGCGCUCUCUCUUCUGCAGGAAUGUUGAGUUUACAAAUCUCGCUUUUCAAGGGUACUCUGAAGUCUUCGUUGUUAAGACAAAUUACUUUCCAUAACACAAUAGCAGGUAUUAUUUAUCUUCUUCACAUAGUGAUAUACAGAUUUUCUUUUGAUGCUCCGAGCAACAUGGAAACCUGUAUGUAUGUAUAAUACAUACCCACACAUAUUGUGUGCAGCCGUCUUUUAAAAGAAGGCACUAUCUAACUUUCUUUAUGUUGUGAGCAGAAGUUGACAAAAGGGUAUAACUGAUACCCUCUUGACAGAAGAGAUCCUCUGCUUUCGUUAUUAUUAUUAGAACUUGUUAAAAAAUAAAAACAGUAAGGGCAAUCCCUACAUACAUUUGAUAUAAAGGUAAACCUCACCGACAAGGAAUAACAAAUAUCGAAUUCAUGCCUAAAGUUUCUCUCGAAAAAAAAAAAAAAAAAUACACGGGAAAAAAAAAUCCCUUAUGCACUGCCCUAUUUCUGCUAUAUAUUUUGUAUAUAUUGUUGAUAAAUAGUCCAAUGUAAACGUAUUUUUAUUUGUUCUCUUCUCAUACGGUUUUUUUCUGGGUAAAUUUUGAUCUUGUGAUGCCGAAAUUAUAUAUAUAUAUAUAUAUAUAUAUAUAUAUUUGUAUAUUAUAUUUAUAUAUUUGUAUAUUAUAUUUUAUAUAUAUGUUAUAUAUAUAUAUAUAUUCACUUUUGCGGUCACAUUUUGUCAGCUCAUUACUGUAUAUAUAGAGAGAGACUAGCAUGACUGUUUAUAAUCAACAUUAAUCAUAGCUAUUGGGUGUUUCUUAGCUAUGCUUAUGAGUCAUCUCUUUGUACACUAUCAUCAAUAAAGAGAUGGAUGUC